AUGUCUUUUCGUCAAGUAAUGUCAUUAUUCCCUCUCCUUACUGCAAAUAUCUGGGCACUUCCUGCACAAUCAAGUUUGGUUGCACUGAACCAUACUGUACACGGCAGGCUGCAUGCAGCAGAACCAUUUGCUCGAGCAUGUUAUAGCGAUUAUGAUGGACAGCCUGUCAAAUCUUUUCCAACACAAUGUUCGGCACUGCAGGAGCAAUAUACCUCUGCAGCCUAUCGAGCAGAAUUCUACAGCGGGUUCAUGUAUGAUCAAGACCAUAUAUGCGCUUCAUCUCAAGAUCCACUCACCGCCCAAUGCUUGCUUGAUCCGACAAAUCCCAUAUCACAUCUCUCUUCAAACGAUAGUUGCGGACAAGGAAGUGUAUCGACUCACUAUAUUGAAGUCUCCAGCGCUACAGAUGUACAAGCAGCCUUCGCCUUUGCCCGGGAUCAUGGCAUCACGCUCAGCAUCAAAAACAGCGGGCACGAUUACGGAAGUCGUAACAGUCUCCGUGGCUCUCUCGCCCUUUGGACUCGCAGGCUUCAGAAAAUGGAGUACCAUAGAGACUUCCUUCCUGAAGGUUGUCCAUCAAACUUCACUAGUCGCUACAAUGCUAUGAAAGUUGGAGCCGGCGUCAGCUUUAAUCAAGCCUAUCAUUUUGCAGACGAAAACAACUCAACCUUCGUUGGUGGUUCUUCCCCGACAGUGGGUGCUUCUGGUGGAUUCGUCAUGACAGGUGGCCACGGUCUUUUGACAUCCCAAUUUGGCCUGGGUAUCGACAGGGUUUUGGAAUUCAAAAUUGUGACUCCCGAUGGUGUAUUUCGUACAGCAAAUGCCUGUCAGAACCAGGAUCUAUACUGGGCACUUCGAGGUGGUGGUGGUGGCACAUUUGGGGUCGUGAUGGAAUCAACCAGCAAGGUGGAGCCGGUGCUUCCGCUCGUCUUCUCCUCGAUAAAUUUGCCUUCAAAUAUGACCAACACAACCACCUUUACCCGUAUUCUGAUGGAGAAUGCCAUUAGAUGGUCAAAGGAGGGUUGGGGAGGGCCCAAUGGGCCGAAUUUUAUGGCAAUGGUAAAUCCAUUCCUGAGUUUGGAGGAGGCCAAAGAAUCCAUGGCUCCAAUUCUGGAAUAUACUGCGUCACAAGGGGGUAACAUCAUCCUAGAGACCCACCCAACCUUUCUCAGUGUCUAUGAAAAAUACGUAUACACAACAAACGAAUUAGGAAUCGGCUUCGGAAGUCUUCCAACCAAUCGCCUAAUUCCAACAGAGCUUCUGAAGACACAACUCGGCCAAACCCAGAUUCUUACUUACCUGAACAGAGUCAUCUCCAAGGGCUUCACACCAACCAUCUUCGCCACCACCCCAGCAUAUUACAGCUACAUACCAGGAUCCACAUCAGCAACACCCGCCUGGAGAAAUAGUACCUGGAUGGUUACAACGCAGACGCAGUGGUUGUGGAACAGCACUGUAGCUGAAAAGAAGGCCAUCGUGUCCAGCCUUAAAGAAAUCACGCGAGAUUUCGAGGCUCUGGCACCAGUUAGCGGCUCUUACAUAAGUGAAGCCGACCCUUGGACGCAUGAUUGGCAGUAUGCGUGGUGGGGUGAGAAUUACCCUCAAUUAGCCCAACUAAAGAAGAAAUACGACCCCAAGGGCUUACUAUCCUGCUGGCGUUGCGUGGGGUGGGAUGAAAAGUUGCAGGCCCGUGGCCAAGCUUUCGAAUGUAUGGGUAGUUUGAAUUAA
Molecule: messenger RNA, 1728 nt
Organism: Hymenoscyphus albidus
Lineage: Eukaryota; Fungi; Ascomycota; Leotiomycetes; Helotiales; Helotiaceae
Source: the annotation of a GenBank genome assembly